GAUUUCCAGUGUGUGUGCCGAUGUGUAUCGGGUAUUUGUCGAAUCCUGUUAGAUUUUAAAUGUUUGUUUAAAGUACAGAUUAUGAGUGGGGACCAACAUUCUAAUUUUUCAUUUCAUCUCUAUCUCAAUCCGACAGCGGUGAGAUGAUGUUUACGAUGCCCGUGUUUCCAGCACUAGAGUUGUGUCUGAAGCCUGCUGGUGCUUGCAUGCGACCGAUUCCUUUGUAAAUAUACAGGUGGUGCUUAGAGUAUGGAGAUUCAUAACAGACGGCCUUACUCAAGGCUCAGCCUAAAAGAUGAGUUUGAUUUCGACAUCAAUGACAUCAGCCGAGCUUCUACCCCAACAAGCACAAUGAGUUCUAAAUCAGAGGGACGUAGACGUGAGAAAUCACACCGAAGCCACUCCAUCGACGAUUACAAGCGCAAAAUUGCUCGUCUAAAGAGCGAAUUGGAGGCUGAAAAAGCCAGGACUAAACAGCUGUACAGGGACAAAUCGUCGGAGAUCAAGUCACUGCAAGAGGCAUACAAGAAGGAGAAAGAAAAAGAAAUCAGUAAUUUGGAGAGGAAGCUAAGUCAAGAGAAACAGAAGGAAAUUGAGAUCCUUCAGGAAAACAUCACCAAGAAGAAAGAUAAAGAAUUACAAGAGGUGCUAAGGUACAAAGAAGAGGAAGUAAAGAAACUCAGGGACAAGUUCGAUGAGGAGAAAGCGAAAGCUCUGCAAACAGUGGUGGAGUCGGAGAAAAAACAGUAUGAAGAAAAUGCAGACAAAAUGGCCAAGGAGAUGGAAAAACUCAAAGCGGAGAAAGAAAAAAUAGAAAAAGACUUCAAAAAGAAAUGUGAGGAUCAAGCCAAAAAAGAAAAAGAGUUUUCAGAGGUGAAGGAAGGUUACGACGCAGAGCUUCGAAAAAUACUCAGUGAAUCCAAAAAGUUUGCCUUUGGGAAUCUACAGAAACUAAAGAAGGCGGAGAAGGCUUUAAGUGAGGGAAUAAUUUCAGAGGACGAGGUGUUGUCAAUCACAGAAUCUCUAAGUCUCAGGGGAACUCCAUUUUCAGAGGUAUCUAGUCGCACGCCUAGUCGGCCAUUGGCACAGCGUACAGAAGAAGAUUUGGAGAUAGAAAAAUACUUGGCAUCUGCCACCCCUUCUCCACACCCUGGAUCUACACCCCUCAGAAAAUCCACUUCUGGAUUUACUCCUGUGGGAAAGUCCACCCCUGGAUCUACGCCACUGGGGAAAUCGACUCCUGGAUUUACUCCAGUGGGAAAGUCCACUCCUGGAUCUACGCCACUGGGAAAAUCCACACCUGGAACGACACCCCUAGGAAAGACCUUUACUCUUGAUGGAAAGUCCCCAUUUCGUUAUAUCAGUGUCCAAGAAAAUGCUGAGGAGGACCAAAGCAAAGAGAAGCAUAAGAAUACAGUUACAUUUCAAAAACCCAAAAAGACUUUGCUGCCAGUCAAGAAUCGAAGGUCCUCGGAAGAAAAGGACCGACACCUGCAGAAAAGAAUUGCAGAAUUACAGGCCCAGACCCAGCGACUGGAGCGAAAGAUCGGCCUCCUGAAAACUGAAAAUGACUCGCUGAGGCAUGAAAUUUUGAACGAAAAGAAACGACAGAAGGAUGAUCAGAAACCUUUGGAAGAGAAAAUCAAAACACUGAAGAAACGCAAUGCUGAGCUGGCAGCCAUUGCUAGACGUCUGGAAGAGAAGGCCAAGCAUCUGCAACAGGAAAAUAUGAAGAAGGUGAAGGAAGAGAUGAGCCCGCCCGAGUCGGAUCACAUGAAGAAGCUGUUUGCCCGGCAGAGGGCGAAAGAUUUAGCGGACCAUGCCAAAGCCAUGCUGGCCAAGGACCGUGAAAUCGAGGAACUACGCAAGAAGUGUCAGGAGCUGGCAGAUACUCUCAGCAAUGCAGACUUCCUUGGUCCAGAGAAUGUGCAGAUGUACGAAGAGAAAGAGGAACUAGUCACCAUUAUCAAACAGGCGGCCAAAGAGAGGCUACAGAUGGAGAAGCAGCUCGCCAAAAUACGGCCAAAUCCGAGUCGUUUCUCUUCGGCUGUGCAGGCAGAUUUGAAGAAGUUGAAGGAAUUAGAGACAACCAAUGAAACACUUCAGAAGGAACUCAGCAAAUUAGAGAAAGCCAGAGAAGACACAGAGAAACUCGAAAUCGAACUUACACAGAAGAAGAUUGAAUGUGAAACAUUAGCAGAAGAAAUCAAAAAGGAAAAGCAGAGGAAUAAAGAACUUGAGAGUGAUUUACAGGAGAGUGCGGCCGAGAACACUCGACUGACGGUCCAAGUUUCUGAUCUCCAACACCGCCUGCAGGAUCUAGAACAGGUCAGUGAAGAGUGCAACAUCCUGAGGCUGAAUUUGUCCGAGGCCCAGCACGAGUGUGAUCAAGCCAAACAAGAAAGAACAGCACUGCACGUCAAAGUAGGAAGUCUCGAGGAAACCAUCAAAAGUUUGAAGGACUCGGCCGAUCGCCUUAAAGACUUGGAGAAUGAGCAUCAGUCCACACUACAGCAACUACAGAACAAACAGAGCCAGCUCCAUUCUCUCCAACAGGCCCAACAGGAUGCCAAAGAGGAAUAUGAUAAGGCUCUGCACUCUCUAAAGAGUCGUGUGAGUGAACUUCAGCAGAACUGUCAACAACAGGAGGAUAGGCAUCGAGAGUUGACACAGGAACUACAGACUCUGAGAUCUGCAGCCUCCAAAAACAACUUCAAACAUCCAUCCAAUCACAGCCCAUCUCAUCACAGAGCCUUAGCCAAUCACAGCCCAUCUCAUCACAGAGACCUAGCCAACCACAGCCCAUCUCAUCACAGAGACUUAGCCAAUCGCAGCCCAUCUCAUCCAGCCAAUCACAGUUUAUCUCAUCACAAAGAAUCAUCCAAUCAAAAGAGUUUGCCCACCUCUCAUUCUUUUCCUGUUGAAGAAAACUUUCACCAAUCAAAUGCAGGUCAACUGACAGAAUCGAGUCGGUUUCCUGGAAGUGAAAAUGUUCAAGUCGACUCCACCAAGUCUCUCGACACAGGUUUUGCAGACGAUGAAGAUUUAGACAAUUCACAAAAUCCGUCCCCUGACCAAGGCAAAGCCCAGGGGGAGUUUGAAGAUCCAGAACUCUAUGAAAUAGCCAAAAAAUUAAAAGAAUUGGAGGCUUCAGAUUCAGACGAGGAUAUUUUAUGUGAAGAUCGUGGAGAGGAUUCUGGAAUGGAAAGUCAAAAAGAGCAAAAGAUGAAGAUUUCUGCCAUAGAUGAAAGUCGCCACUCCAUCCUUGCAAAGAAAGGGCCAAUACAAGUGUUCCAGGCUAAAUACUCUUACGAUCCCUUUCAACAUUCUCCCAAUGAGAAUCCUGAUGCCGAGCUUCCCAUCAAUGCCGGUGACUAUGUCCUGGUGUAUGGAGAAAUGGAUGAGGAUGGUUUCUUUGACGGGGAACUCCUUAAUGGCAGGAGGGGUCUUGUGCCUUCAAACUUCAUUGAAAAAGUUGCAGAUGAAGACCUAUCUGAGUUCCAUGCGGCCAUGUCAGACGCUAAUCACCAUGACGACGACAGCAUCAUUGGUAACAGCAUCCAGCAAGAUCUGGACUAUGACAGCAGUGAGGAAAUGGGGGGCAAGGACACCAAACAGAAGACACUAGAAAUGAAGAGUACUCCCGACAAACUGUCACCUCUCAUCAACCAAAACAACAGUCGGUCCAACAGCCGUCCAGCUAGUGAUCAUAGCAGUGAUAUAGACGACCUUGACCUUCUGGACAGCAGCAAAGUGUUGACCUCUGUCAAGAUACAGAGUCAACCUGUGGACACAUUACUGCCGUGUCCUCGAGAGCUCACUCUGGAGCGUCAGCUGACCAACAGUAUUGUCAUCAGCUGGAAACCCCCCCUCAACCACGCCCAGCUCGACGUCAAGUCUUACCAUGUCUACGCCGACGGAGUGUUCAAAUCACUGGUCCGCAAAAACGAGAGGACGAAAGCUCUUCUAGAAAAUAUGGAUUCCAAGGAGGUUCACAGAGUCAGUGUAAGGUGUAACUCAAACCUUGGACAGUCGGCAGACAGCCAGUGUACCAUGCUGGUCGGAAAAGAUGCCGUUCCUGCUCCUAGCGACCUGAAAGUUAGCGAAAUAACCUCUAACUCCGCCCAAAUCUCGUGGUUACCGGGUAACAGUAACUAUAGCCACACCCUAAGUGUUAACGGACAGGAUGUACAAGUAGUGAAGCCAGGGCUUUGUGUUCAUACGUUAACAGGGCUGGCUCCUGCCACGGAACACAAAGUGACAGUGACUGCUGACAGCCUGUCAAACAGCAGACAGGAGAAACUGUCAGCAUUUGUCAUCUUCAAGACACCAUCAGGAGGUGUUCCAGAGCCGCCACUGAAUGUCCAGGUGGAGGCGGGGCCCCAGGAGGGGACGCUACUGCUGACCUGGAUACCGGUCACCAUCGACUCCUCGGGAUUCUCCAACGGUGCAGUGGUAACCGGAUACGUGGUUUUUGCUGAUGGUAGGAGAGUUAAAGAGGCCCAGGGUCCUACAAAUGACCACAUCAUUCUGAGUGCAGAUGAUUUCCAGGGCUUUAUUCCAAAGCAGCUGUUGGUGCGCACAGUAACGGCUGACAAGACCGAGUCCUCAAACUCAGACUCGAUCAAGCUCCCGCAGGCUCUUAUCCAGGAGAUCACUGAUGGUGCCGCCAAAAAUGUCACAAAGGACUCCCCUGUCAAACAACCUGUCAAGAACUCUAUGCCCCUAAAUUCAAUCGUUCCCGACAUAUCAGAGGGAGACGAGGACAUAGAUGCCGUCAUAAACCGCAUUGCUGCAGAAGCAGAGCGCAACAUGAGUCCAGUGCUUGACAAUAUAGAGUACGGGGAUGAUUUUAUCGAGGGUAGCAGCACCUCGGAGCUUUCUGACAUCCCAGAGGAGGUGGAGGAGGAGGUUUUGGAGGAGGCCACCGAUCAGGGGCCGCCUCCCAGUAAGCUCAGCCCACAGCUGCUAAACGGUCACACCCCACUCAGCAAGAGUACAGGCGCCAAGUCCCAUACAACAUCCACCCCUCACAAAUCCAAUGAGACUUCACCCAAACCGAGGUCAUCGCCAAGGAUACCAGCAAUUGAAAUUACAAGAGACAGUGGAAGUGAAAGGGGAAAUUCUGUGGAUAUAUCGGAGGAGGAGUUAGACGUUUCUAAAUCGCCUGUGAAACACAAACGAACAGACCAUCAUAGUUCAAAAGGACACUCACGAAAUAUAUCGCCGGUCUCCCCAGGGGCGAGUGUGUCUCCAAGUGAGGAAAUUGUGGCCAAUGGCAGACAUUCAAGGCAUUCCCGUGAGAAUUCCCCACAAAGGGAUGGUCAUGUGACUAGUGAAUUGCAAUACAAGAACGAGAAAAACACUUCAAAUCAUGUGUUACCUCCAGACCCUCGGAGGAGGCUUUAUCCAGAGAGCCAUGCCUCCAAUAAGAAUGAGACUUCGCCGCCUCAUGAUCAGAGACCGGUCAAGCCUCAAAGGAGGAGUCCCAGGCACGGAGGAAGUCCCAGGAAUAGUCCACACAGGGUUAGUCCUCAGCCGGACUCUAGUCCUCACAGGGACUUGGCGGACAGUAAGACUUACAGUGACUCAAAUGCUAACGAUGUGUCCCUGGCAUCGACGGUUUCUGACGGUCGACUGGACAAUAGCGGAGUGCAUCAUGUUCCCCAACUAGACUUAUCUGAUUGUGACGACAGUGGAGAUGUGGACUCGAUCAGUGGAGAGAUCAAUCCGCCGAUCGAGGAUAAUCGAAUCCGUUUGUUUGUGGCCUUGUUUGAUUAUGACCCUGAGAGUAUGUCACCAAAUGUUGAAUGUUUGGAUGAGGAACUCCCUUUUAAAGAGGGGCAAAUUAUCAAGAUUUACGGAGACAAGGAUGCCGACGGGUUUUACCGGGGGGAGUGUAACGGUCGGGUUGGCUUCGUCCCAUGUAACAUGGUGUCCGAGGUCCAGGUGGAGGACACAGAACUCGCGGAACAGCUCCUGAAGGAGUGCCAGACCGGAUUCAAUCCCAGCAUGCAGCUCUCCAAUAACUACAUGAAACCAGCUGACCUGGGGUCAAGGGUCAGUCCAGCCAAAGUCUCCACUGUAACUUCCAGUGCACAGAUGAGGAAAAUGGUGGCACUUUAUGACUAUGAUCCUCAGGAGCUUUCACCAAAUGUUGAUGCUGAGGUGGAGCUGGCCUUCAGAAGUGGCGACACGAUCACAAUUUAUGGUGACAUGGAUGAUGACGGAUUCUUCAUGGGCGAAUUCAACGGGCGGCGCGGACUGGUUCCCUCCAACUUCCUGCAGGAGGCCCCGCUGAGCGACGACGAAGUCCUGGAGAGUGCCAGUGUUAUCUCCCCUGCCAGGUCAGGCGAGAGUCUCAGUAAUUUGUCUCGGAACUCUGACCUCACAGCGGACAAAACGCAGAAAAUGGGACCUGGCUCACAAUUGGACCAACAGUUAUCACAUGAUUCAAUGAACUCUGUAGCCAAUCAGAGCCAUCUUUACUCAACACUGCAGCCAACAUCCCCCGAGGACGCCAAGCAGAAAAAGAAGAGUUCCAGCAUUCUCUCCAAGGGCAAAAACAUUUUCAAAAAACUUACGAGAUGAUGAAAAAAUCUUGCCUUUUGAUUGGCUGUCAGUGAAGUUCAUGUCCAGUCUCACGAGUUCAUCUAGUCCAUUAGAAAGAUGAGUGUGGGAUUGUGUAUAUUGCACAAACAUAUGUGAAUUCAUUUAUAAGAGUCAAGAGGUUGUUCAGAACAAGUGCCAUUUUCUUAACAUUUUCUUCAAUGUUAUGCUUAGUUAAUGAAAUGUAUUCUAGGUUGAAAACAUUGGGAUGAAUUUGUCUCAGGUAUAGUGAAUAUUUUUCUUCUUCUCCCUAUCUCAGCCAGUAUAGUUUCGUUGCUUGAUUAGGAAACAGAUAUUACAGACUGGUCGUAUUAAUUGUGAUUUCAAUUUCCAAUCAUCAACAUCAUCAUCACAAGUCGUUUGCCACAGGUGACAGAACAAUGAUGUCGUAGUAUGUGAUUGGUUUAUGAACAAAAAAUUUUCUGCAUUGGAUUGAAAGGGAACUGUGUUUCUUGAUAAUAGCCAAAGAGAGACAUUUUCCAAAGGGAAAGAACUCUGGAGUCUCUUGCCAAUGUAGAAUGUCCGUGUGAAUGUCUUCAUUUAAUCAAAAUAUGCUGCCAUAAUAUUUUUGUUACAUCCUAAAAGCAGUUGUGUUGUUAAGAUGUUCAUAGUGAUGUUAGCAAGUGCAUGUAAUAUAGAUUUUUUUACGUGUGUUUUUUGUUAAAUUGCGAAUUGUCUGUGAUAUGAAGCAGUUAGUUAAUUAUAGAAAUAGGGUCUUUUUAUCUGGAGAAGAAAUCUACAUUCCAACAAGUCUUAUUUAAAUUACUGCAUUCCAAAGAUUGUAAUUAGUUACAGAAAAGUCGGAAAAUUUAUUUGUUUGUAAGAAAAUUAUUGAAUGGAAAAAUCUGUAACUUAUGUUCAUUAAUGUCACACAAUUGGAAAGUUGCUAUAGGAAAAUCUGUUACACAAUAAUAUAGAGGUUGCUUGUGUUUUGGACGUGUACAUUUCUCCAUGAGAAAGCGCUGCUUUUGGAACCACUAUCAUGUGAUAGGUGCUAUACGAUGUGUUGUGAUAGUCGAGUAAUCCAAUUUGUGCCUAUCCCCCCUCCCCAUGAUCAACAUGAUCAAUUCAAAACUUGAUCAUGUUGGGGAAUACAUUUUUCAGCUUCAUGAUUUCAUAUGCUAGUAUGUCAGUUAAAGGACUCAGUGUUUUGAAUUUAUAGAGAGAUUUAAUUCUGUUAUUUUUUAUUUUUGACAAAUGCUAGCAUUGUUCCUUUCAGUGCACAGAGGGUUAAUUAAACUGAUUUUUUAAAUUUCCAUUAAAUAUAAUUUAGAGAAAGAAAAGUAUCAAGCUUAUAUUUUAAGUAGAAUGUCAUGAAAGAAUAUGUUCAUCUCAGCAGAAGUUGGGAAGACUUUUUCAAACAAAACUUAUUCCUAUGGAAUUUGAUUGACAUAUGUUGAUCAUUUUAGAAAGCCAUUUUGCGAUAUUAGUACCUGUCUUCAGACAGAACUUAUUUAUUAAGCAGAUAGAUAUUUGUAUGAUAUUGUAUAACUUACAAACUUCCAUUGUAUUUAUUGUUAAUUUGUUUUUUUGUAUGAAUUAGGACCAUAUGUGAUGUGAUUUCAGAAUAAAUUAUAUUUUGUAAAAAUACACACAUAAAAUGAG
This is a messenger RNA of Magallana angulata, 8214 nucleotides long. Its product is annotated as RIMS-binding protein 2-like. Lineage: Eukaryota; Metazoa; Mollusca; Bivalvia; Ostreida; Ostreidae. Gene Ontology annotation, molecular function: protein binding. The coding region runs from base 250 to 6591 and encodes 2113 amino acids. The record is from RefSeq and is a predicted model, not a curated record. The transcript is spliced from 38 exons. Gene Ontology annotation, biological process: neuromuscular synaptic transmission.